Anopheles nili is the source of this 3908-nucleotide messenger RNA. RefSeq lists its product as uncharacterized. The record is from RefSeq and is a predicted model, not a curated record. The coding region runs from base 1 to 3888 and encodes 1295 amino acids. The transcript is spliced from 7 exons. Lineage: Eukaryota; Metazoa; Arthropoda; Insecta; Diptera; Culicidae.
AUGCAUUCAAUCAGUUUGGACUCGUACGGAGAGCACACCAACAUUGGCCACGGUGAGGAUAGAACGGUGAUAAAACCCGCUAGCAACACACACCUGCUACGUGGUUGUGUCGAUACGGACAAAUCAGCGAGCGCAACGAUACUAAUUGACAGUACUGCGACGGGAAAACACACUUCCUCAUUAGUUGCGCGAAAGGAUACAGAUGAAAAUGACAAUAACAGCUGCGACGCAACGCCUACCGAGAUGAGACCAUCCGCUUUGGAGCGAAUACUUAACAAUACGGAGCAUUCCUACGAAGUGGCGCGAUUGUCUCAGCAAAAAAAUUCCCCGUACCGAAACCGUUCUAUCCAUUCGUUUCCGGACCAGCGAUCGGUGGUCCCGUAUCCUCACGGUACCUCGGAAAAACCGAUGAAGCAGUGCGAAAUGAAGUUAGAUCAAUCGCAGCACCAUUCCACAGCCAUAGGAUGUACGUCGCCCAACAGUGGAAUAAUUUUCCACAGGACGUACAUAAAAAAACCGUCACCCGCUGUAACCCGUAACGUAGAAGAUCGUCUAAGGAGCGUUUCGCCUGGGUUACACCCUGUGAUUUGUUUGGAGGAUAUUAGAUGGCGCAUAUCGCUGGCAAAUCGUCAUGGCAACGACGAUACACCACCCGGUACAGGGGUCUUAAGCAAUGCAGACUUUGAAGCCGGUCGGUCAAAUGCGGCUCGAUCUUGCAUCAUUAGGCGAUCAUUUCAUAAAGACAGCUUAGUAAUUCCUAAUAUCGCUAAAAUUACGCUCGAGCAAGAAUCAUCCCAGUCGGACGGAGCAAAAGAAGACAGUCCACAGUUUCGAAGGCGCUUCAGUUAUUCAAACGUGAAAAAAGAGCGCCACGCAACGGCCUCGGUUAUUCGGGAUAACAAUCCAGUGAGGCAAACAGCCGGAGCGCAUUCCGCGCAAGAUUGGAUGGAGGUGUGUGAUGGAAUGGAAGGCCAGCAACAGCUUCAACCGAAAAUGGAACCACACGAAUGCAAUGGAACUUUGUCUGCACGUUGGGGUAACGAGGUGGAGGAAACGGUUGAGGCAAGUUCUAUGGCCAACUCGUACGGAGAUGACGGUAGUUCGGGCUGGUCGAAACAUUUCUCCACCCAGCCGAGCACGUUCCGCCGGGAGCCACCUUCCGAUGGGCGGCAGAUGGCUAGUGAAUUCGAUCUGAUGCUGCAAAAGAUCAAUCAAAACAUACCACCGAUGUCGCACAUGGACCGCAUUGCUCAGUGGCGCGUGACGGCGGAAGAUCUGCUGCAUUCGAUACCUACUAAGGCGCAGAUCGAAACAAGCUUCUCGUGUGCGAAGCGACCGUUUUACGACGCCACGGUGCACCUGUCGAGCGACGAAGAUUCAGACACGCUGGCCGACGACGCCGGGGAGGCCGCCGUAGGCGCAUGUCCUAAUGGCGGACAGAUGAGGGGUACCAAAAAACGACGUACGUUCAACGAAGAGGCAAGCGGUCUUCUGGACGAAUCUUCGAGCAUGGUGAUAGCUAGUCCAAUGAGGUCAAAGCUUCCGUUUGGAGGUAACGGCGAUUGUGACGGUUUGGAUUUUCGGAAAAGUCAAGUUAAUCCAGAAAUCGAUAAACCAACUGAAUCGUGCAUUCGGAUUUUGGCGAGGAAAAACUACCACAAACUUCCCACGCGAUACCGGCCGGGUGCAGGAUUUCAAUGCGAAAGGCACGAGGAAACCAACGACGAGAGCGGUUUAUCCGGUAAACCGCCACCAAGUGUUACGACCAAACCGUACGCACAUCUGCUGAGUCGCGACGAGGAGGAACGGGAAAAGUUUCUGCAGUACCUCCGCAUUAGUCCCGUUUUCCGCACGAACAAUCCGCAGGCGUCUGUUGGCAGCCGGAGAGGCACGCAAGAUGAAAACUGCAGCGGUGUCGUCGCUAUCGCGAACCGUGCCGAUUCAUGUGACCGACGGUCGAACACAUGUCAGCCGGAUCCCGAAACUCCGGUGAGGAGUUUGUCAAAAUCCAAGAAAUCACUGUCCAAAGAAAAGCAGAACAAAAAGAAGCCAACGAGCAAAGGCAAGGGACAUCCUUCGAUCAUUGCGAGCAGCGGUUUGCGAGGAAUUCGGAGGCUCGUACUCAACAGCUCACUCCGCAGUGGAAGAAUAAUUCGCUACCGUAAUAGUUUCACUAACGUGCGCCAGCUAUCAAAACCAAAAGCGAAAGAACUAACAAAUCUGAAUGGUGCGAACAAAGAACUACCAAACGGCGAGCUGCUUAGUCGAUCGUCGAAAAACUGCAUCGACGAAUCGUCCGAGCAUGGAUACUCGGUGCCGGUUGUGCAAAAUCUUAAUAAAGAGCAGCAGUCCUCCACACCGGUACCUUCGCCCUCGUCGUCCAGUACGGUGACAAAAAAAGCGAAACGCUCGACUCAGCGUCGCCGGUGCUCGGUAGAUAGCGCGGUCAGUAGCUCAACCAGCGCCGAAAUGCUCGAACAGGCGGGUAAGCGGUCACGAGAAUGCCAAACCGUGGAAACGUUUCCACCGAUGUCUUCGAUCGCUGCACCACUUCCAGCUGUCGUUAACGAAGGCAAGCGUCUACGUAACCCACUCAAUCGUGUCGAUGGAGAGGUCCUGCACGUGUUUCUGCUCGGUGAGCAGCUUGUCGUGGUUCAGAAGGAGCUAGUCAGCUUUUGGCGGUACUCUCGGUUGAGCGUACUGCUUGGGGUGAAGCAGGAAUGGCAACGCAUUGGACAGAUCCGACGAUGGAAUCGCGAUACCGAAGUCGACAUGCAAAACGCCAAUCGAAUCGUCUUUAAUCAGCAAGAUCCAAUCUACCUGGAGCCGAGGGCACGCAACUUGAGCGAUGAUAAAUCACGCACGUGUCCACUAGCGUCGAUCUACUUGAAUGCGUACUUCAUCGAUACAGGCGUUGCGGUAGCGCCGAGAACCAAAUUCGGUGAAACCACUGGAUCCGCCGUCACCGUGGACGAUGGUGGUGUCGUUGACGAAGAAGAAAGUGCCGAUGCCAGCGGAGAACAGCUGCGGUUAAAAUCGUUUCAGUUAGACACCGUUAAAAGCAAACUGGAAGAUAUCCGGUUCGUGCCAUUACCAAACACGCGGGAUUUUAUCGUUUGCUGGCACGAGCACGUGUCAGAGUUGGAAUCGCGCACGGGCUUGUGCAAAUACAGCCUUACUCCGGAUCUGCAAACGUUGGCUUGCAUUCGUGAAUUCGCCUGCGUCAAGCAGAGGCUGGUUGCGCUGAAAUGCAUAAACGACAAGAAACUGCUCGGCCUAGGUACCACGACCGUGCACAUCUGGUGCUAUGAGAGUGGGUUUCUGCUGCGAACAGUUGAUUUAAAAAUCGAGCUUGGAUUGAUUGUGGCUUGCUUCCUGCACAUCGAAGCGGACGACAACACUCUGGUCAUGCUGCAAAUACAGCAACCAGAAAAUUCUGCCAGCUUAAACCGAAAGCUGCUGAAAUCGAUUGCCAUUAACCUGGGCAAACCGACCUGGUACAUUGCUCACAGCUUUGAGAUUGCGCUGGCUUCGAUGAGUAUUACGAGUGAGAGCCAACAGUGGGCACUGGACGACCACCACUCCAACCACCGGCACUGCCUAACGUUCGACAGUGGCGAGUUACUUCUGGUCAGUCUGAAUGACCCAACCGUCUGUUGGACGAACCAUCAGCGGCUGGAGAAGGAUUUGUUGCGCGCGGAGAGUGGAUCUCUACACAUUUACAGUCGCCUGCGGAGCAAUGACGGUGUUAACGAUUUUUACCGGCCGCGCGAACGCAUACUGAACGGAUGCCACUGGAACAACGGGCGCGAUCUUGUGUUUCUCAGCGAUCAAUCUCUCAUGGUCAAAUCAAUCGACGAGUACAUGCUGGACGAUACGAAAAGAUAAAUCGAUAAAGAUGGGCGGGA